Messenger RNA from Phytophthora nicotianae INRA-310, 5100 nucleotides. RefSeq lists its product as hypothetical. Gene Ontology annotation, molecular function: calcium ion binding; protein binding. NCBI's taxonomy places the organism in Eukaryota, Oomycota, Peronosporomycetes, Peronosporales, Peronosporaceae. The transcript has 2 exons. The record is from RefSeq and is a predicted model, not a curated record. Bases 1 to 5100 code for a protein of 1699 amino acids.
AUGGCGGCGGCGUUGUUGCAGUACCAGGCAUGUCUGGGCAUUAUGGUCCGACUACAGGUGGAGGACUUGACUCUGCUUAAAGACGACUUCGAUCGGGCUGGUCGAGGACUUUCAUUGCGUGAAUUCGUGAACGUUAUGCUGGAUCGUGUUAGUUGGGAACCGGAGAGCGUUGUGAGCUUCAUUGAAGAUCUGAUUGAACUGUUCGCUCAAGUUGAUGUGAAUGGUGACGGGACGAUGGAAUGGGAGGAAUUCACUAGUGCUAUCAUCGAAGGAGGAAUGGGCUCAUCGGGUGGAGGCACCGAUGAUGUUGCUGGGACGGUGGCUCAGUUGAGAGAUCUGCAGUACGAGGAGCACCCUCGAUUCGUAGAUACAGCGGUCAAUCGUCCUCCUAAGAGGAUUGAGUAUCUACCGGAGUGUCGUAGGGUUUUACUGCUCGAAAGUUCACGUCCAGUAGUGGAAAUAUUGGACCCUACAGGAUUAUUUCCUCCUGAGAGCGAAGACAAUGGUAAGGAUGCUGGGCCAACUUCUGGGGAGAAAGAUUCGAACACAGACUCGCAUACUGAGGACUCGAUAGCUUCGACGUUCUCAUUUACGCCUACAUUGCCCGUAGUUAACAAGUUUCAUCCUCUAUGUUACGUCUCGGGUUACCGACGCGACCAGGAUGAAGUGCGGUCAGAAAGAUCUCCAGUUCAGGCUCUCAAAUAUUUAGCUGGUUUAGAUUUACUCGCAGUCUCUGCUGGAGAUCUCAAGUUGACAUUCUGGUCCUCGACUUUACUUACAGCGUGCAGUACAAGUGCAAUGGAAACGCCUCGACCAAUGGCAAUCGUGCACACUCCGCGCCCUCAACGUGUACUCGAGUGGAGCGCCAAUACUCAACAACUCUUCUCCAUCUCAGCAGACUUGAUGGUCUCAGUAUACCACGUCACCAGAUCUAAUGUCAUUAAUGCAAAGAACCGUGGAGAAUCGAGUGAUGGCACGUGUGAAGUCCGUCUUGUGGCAACGCUAAAGAAACACACAGAUUUACUCCAAGACUUACUGCUUCUUAACGACGACACUCUGUUAUCGUGUGGCAUGGACAAUAUGAUCUACCUUUGGGAUACACAUACGCUACAGACUCGCGCUUUUCGUCAGGGUCAUCGUCGUGGUGUACGGUUAUUGGUAAAGCUGUCGUCACAGGUGUUUAUGAGUGCGGGAUUCGAGUGUGAGGUCUUUGGAUGGGAGAUUUCAGCCUUAGCGACCACUCCAGUCUUCCGUCUUUCAGGUCACGGCGCACCUGUAUGUUGUAUCCAACUGAUCCCCUCCGCUGCCUAUGCUGCAGCCUCUGCUUUGUUGAAGAAUACAAAAUCUGGACUCUCCAGUAUUAGAAUGUUAGCGGAUCAAUGUAUCACUGUGGACGAUGAAGGCUGGUUCCGAUGGUGGACGCUAGCCAAUGUGCUAUCAGUUGAGAGUACAGACGCAGAAUUGAGUAGCAGUCGACGAUGUUUACAGGUUUUUAGGCUGGGUAGCGACCUGAGUCGGUACCCGUGGAAAGCGCACUCGUUGGCGGUACUUAAUAACGGUCAGAGUUUGUUAGUCGCUGGAGCGCACAAGGUUAAACUACUUCGACGUGUCCGUAUUAAACCACGAGUACUCGCAGCGAGUGCAGUGUUAUUUAACGAGGCCUCUUUAACGAUUGCGACUGCUACUGAUCGAGAGAUUCGAGUUUGGGACGCUGCUUCUGGUUCUUUGCUACGUUCAUACCGGGGACUUGUGGGUGCAGAUAUUACGUGCGUAGAUUUGGAUUCAAGACAGAGAAAGGUAAUAGUUGGAGCACAGAAUGGAGAACUUGCGGUGGUUAACUACUUAAACGGAGCUGUGUUGGGGAGAUGGACGCCUCAUGGACAGCAGGUAUCGGCUCUGCUUUACUGUAAAGAAGACCAUACAGUUCUUACGGCGUCGUGGGAUCGAUCACUGCGUCUGUAUGACGACGAUGCACCGAAAGCAGGAGGAAUUGCAGCUCAAAACGUGCUGCUACGUUGUAUAACUGACGCUCACGACAGCGACAUCAAGUGUUUAGCAUACUGUCACGCUCUAAGUCUCGUUGCCAGUGGUGGAACUGACGGUGUGAUCAAGAUAUGGGACUAUAUCUACUUCCUUCUUGAGGACACAUGCACACCACCUGCUCCAACCGGAGCCUCAUUCAACACAUCUACACAUGGAGCAUUGACAACCAGCGAAGUGAAUGUACUCGAGUUUAUUGAGCCCUAUCCUUUGCUCCUUUCGGGUCAUGAAAGUGGACAAGUGUGUAUAUGGAGCUUGACUCCUUCUAAGCCUACGGUUCUUCUCCUGUGCUUUUACCCGUUCCACAUGUCACCCGCCCGACCACCGGUACCCUUAGAGAUUCCACCAGUUCCUGCUGAAGAAUCUGAAGCUUUAAAGAACGAUACAUUGAACAACCCCGACGCCCAAAAUGAUGACAAUCGUCCUGCAUCGGAUACUUUAAUUUCUGUAGAAGUCCCAGCUCCUUCGUCUCCUCUGACGCUUGCCAAACUGAAUAGUGCGGUCACUUGUUGUCGAACGUUUUACGACGAGACUGGAGGUGAGCAAUUAGCGGCAGGAAUCGACCGCGGUAGAUUUUUACUGUUCGUUUCGAGUUUCUACGGUGAGGUGGUGGUGUGUGAUAUUUCCAAACUGAUCGCUGCUGCACAUGUCCGAGCUUUUCGAGAAAAGAACAUGCCGUCUAGACAAGAUCGAUCGUACAAUCCACGCCGUCGCUUUCUUAGACAAGGCAAGAACGCCAAACGACUUCGCAAUAAACACGUGGAUAGCAGUGCUGCAGGAAAUUCAGAAUCUAAGCAGCUUCACGUGGACGAAUCGGACGUGGUGUGUACACAUCGAUGGACUGCUCAUCGGGGCAAUGUACGAAGCUUGCAAAUUGUUGCCGAACCUCGUGGCGUGUUGACUUGUGGUAGUGAUAAAGGGGUGUACGUCUGGGACUUCCAAGGUAGACGAAUGGGUAGUUUGGCCACAGGAAUGGCUCCUCCACAGCAACCAAUUGAGAAGAAUACAGUGACAAGCUCUGGAUUGGAUAGCAAUGUUUGGCGUUGGGAAGUGGAUGUUGCGAGUGCUGCAGCGUAUAAACGAAAGCAGGCUGAGCAAAUUUGGGGUGAAUUGAAAGCCACUAAACUCAAGACGUUAGAGUUGAAGCAACAGUCCAUAACUAUAGCCAGUCGUGAACGGAAACGAAGCAGGAUGCUCAGUAGUGUGAGCGUACCCGUUCUCAGUCAAUCUUCACGUAACUCAAGUACUCGAGAGUUGACUACGAGUGUAUCGACAAGUGCUAUUGCGUUGGCGACACAAGAGAAUAAGAUUGAUACUCCACCGGAUGAACAACAGCCAGAGGAGAAUCAUGCAACAGAUCAUACUCGAAGGCUCUUCGACCAGCUACAGGGCAAGACAACGUGGAAGAAGAGCGAUCUUCAGUUGGCAAGACAAGCAGCAUGGGAGAAGGAACGAGUCAAGUUCCAGCAGCGUAUGAAGAUGAUCAUGAAGAAGAAAGCAGCCAAGAGAAAGAAGGAGGAACAGAGCUCUACAGAUGGCAACCAGCAUGAAGAUAAAGUUUCAGGUCAUGGAGAUGUCAGUGAUUCACUUGGCAAGCUCGAGGUGCUGGGAGCAGGAGAUGCUGAUGAUCCACACAUGAUCCUGCCUACUCUACAAAACCCCGUUCAAGAACUCCCUUUCGCUGAUAAGGACAAUUGGGCUGUGGGAAGUUUGAACCGGGAGAAGCAAAUGUACGAACAUUUCCAUCGUGAAAACGUUCGUCGCACUAACAAGCAGAUAGCGGGAAGUAGCGGACUCUUACGACAAAGGCGGCUAGAGAACUCACUCGCGACGAUGGAUCUGACACCGUCAGCGUUCCUUCUCGAGAAACUCGGUGUGAGCUGUAUAAUUCGUGAAAAUGUAGAUCAGGAGAUACCCAAUCGACGUAAAGUAGCCAAGAAAAAGCCUCGCCCAAAGCGUGCUACAGCACUCACGAGAGCUCGUUCCUUGGCUUCAUUACCAGAUCGACCCAACUUAAGCGUUAACCAGGGCGCUCCGACACUAACGUCAAGCAUCAGCACAAGUGCAUUAAAGCGGCGCAGCAUCCUGUCAACGCUCUACAAGCAGUACGAUGAGUUGCUUGGCAACGAUCACGACAAUAACAGUCCACUCGCAAUUGAGGCCCAACCAACUCCUGAUAAUACAGAAUCACCUGCCAUCCCUGACGAAGAAACUCUAACUGCAACAGAAACGAUGAAUAUGAUCAAAGCUGAACCACUUCCAGUGAGUCCUAUUCCUACGCAAGACCAGCAAUCAAGCCCGAAGCCUGUUCGUCGGCAUCCAAAGUCAGCGCUCACGACAUCAGAUCGCGGUAUAAAGCUCCGUCAAAACACGCCUUUAUCCAGCUCAGCUGGAGCUGUUCGCUCUCCAGCAAAGUUUCAAUCACCCAAAAAAGAGCUCAAAUCGGCCAAGAAGGUGCGUAUCCGCUCGGACGCGGCGCUUAUGCGGCAGGAACGCUUCGGUCAGUACUCGCGCGAUGAUAUCGUCAAUAUAUACCGCACGUUCCGUAAGCUGGAUCAAGAUGGGAGUGGCGCCAUUACGAUACGUGAAAUAGUGGGCGGUAGUGGACUCUUCUCUGGGACUCAUAUGCAGGACAACAUUGGCAGUAUCUUCAGCAGCAUCGACAAGGAUCAAAGUGGACUUAUCGACCUCGCGGAGCUUUGUACUGUUGUGUUCGGAGACGCCCCUCCCGAAGUUCUAGAGGAAAUUCUGCGCUUGUGUAGACUAUUGGAAACUGUCGAGAAGAACCGACGCGCGAGGAAGAAGACGCUGACCGCUGAGCAAGUACAGGAGCUCCAACAGCUCUUUAGGCUCUACGACACGGACAAUAAUGGUGACAUCGAUGCUAGCGAAUUGUUCGAGGCUCUACGUUAUAAUGACCGGUUCUAUGAGAGUGAUCGUCGUGGAUCGACACAGCUUACGAAGGAGGACGUCGCACGUAUUAUUUCGUCUUUCGAUGUGAACGCUAACGCCACUCUCGAUCUACAAGAGUUCAUUGAACUGUUCCGUGAGGACGCCUAG